AUGGCCACCACAUUCUUGCAAACUUCUUCCACCUUUGGAGGUGGCUCUACCCGAGGGGGUUCCCUCCGUGCUGGUGGAGGCGGCUUUGGUGGAGGGAGUCUCUACGGGGGAGGUGGGAGCCGAAGCAUCUCUGCUUCUUCUGCUAGGUUUGUCUCCUCGGGGGCAGGAGGGGGAUAUGGGGGCGGUAUGAGUUGUGGUUUUGGUGGUGGUGCUGGUAGCGGUUUUGGUGGAGCCUUUGGUGGGGGUUUUGGUGGUGGCUUUGGUGACUUUGGUGGUGGCGAUGGAGGUCUCCUCUCUGGCAAUGAGAAGAUCACCAUGCAGAACCUCAAUGACCGCCUGGCCUCCUACCUGGACAAAGUACGUGCCCUGGAGCAGGCUAACACGGAGCUGGAGGUGAAAAUCCGAGACUGGUACCAGAAGCAGAGCCCAGCCAGUCCGGAGCGAGACUACAGCCAUUACUUUAAGACCAUGGAAGAGAUCCGGGACAAAAUACUGGCGGCCACCAUUGACAACUCACGUGUCAUCUUGGAGAUUGACAAUGCCAGGCUGGCAGCGGAUGACUUCAGGCUCAAGUAUGAGAACGAGCUGGCCCUGCGCCAGAGUGUGGAGGCCGACAUCAACGGGCUGCGCAGGGUGCUAGACGAGCUGACCCUGGCCAGGACCGACCUGGAGAUGCAGAUUGAGCACUUGAAUGAGGAGCUGGCCUACCUGAAGAAGAAUCACGAGGAGGAGAUGAAAGAGUUCAGCAGUCAGCUGGCGGGCCAGGUCAAUGUGGAGAUGGACGCUGCACCUGGGGUGGACUUGACCCGCAUGCUGGCCGAGAUGAGGGAACAAUAUGAGGCCAUUGCGGAGAAAAACCGUCGGGAUGCAGAGGCCUGGUUCUUCAGUAAGACGGAAGAGCUGAACAAGGAGGUAGCUUCCAACACAGAAAUGAUCCAGUCCAGCAAGACGGAGAUCACAGACCUGAGACGCACCAUGCAGGGGCUGGAGAUCGAGCUGCAGUCCCAGCUCAGCAUGAAAGCCGGGCUGGAGAACUCUCUGGCAGAGGUGGAGUGCCGCUAUGCCACACAGCUGCAGCAGAUCCAAGGGCUUAUUAGCAGCCUGGAGAGCCAGCUGAGCGAGCUCCGCUGUGAGAUGGAAGCUCAGAACCAGGAAUAUAACAUGCUGCUGGACAUCAAGACUCGGCUGGAGCAGGAGAUCGCCACUUACCGCAACCUGCUUGAGGGCCAGGAUGCUAAGAUGGCUGGCAUCGGUGUCAGGGAAGCCUCCCUGGGAGGUGGCAGUGGCGGCGGUAGCAGCAGCAGCAAUUUUCACAUUAGUGUGGAGGAAUCGGUUGAUGGAAAGGUGGUUUCUUCCCGUAAGAGAGAAAUCUAA
Molecule: messenger RNA, 1374 nt
Organism: Cricetulus griseus (Chinese hamster)
Lineage: Eukaryota; Metazoa; Chordata; Mammalia; Rodentia; Cricetidae
Source: RefSeq, a predicted model, not a curated record